Molecule: messenger RNA, 1747 nt
Organism: Cynara cardunculus var. scolymus (artichoke)
Lineage: Eukaryota; Viridiplantae; Streptophyta; Magnoliopsida; Asterales; Asteraceae
Product: aldehyde dehydrogenase family 2 member B4, mitochondrial-like
Exons: 11
Coding region: 54-1655 (533 amino acids)
Molecular function (GO): aldehyde dehydrogenase (NAD+) activity
Source: RefSeq, a predicted model, not a curated record
UAUAUAAUACAUAUACUUACAAGCGAGAGAAGUCCCUUCCGUUAUCGACAAAAAUGGCAGCUCGAAGAAUCUCCGGCUUCAUCUCCCGUUCUCUUUCGUCUUCAAUCGCUUCUCCAGGAAGAACGUGUAACUUGAGAAGUGAAAUACAAAGAUUUAGCACUGCUGCUGCACUUCAGGAACCAAUUACUCCACCUGUUCGUAUUAAUUACAGUCAGCUUCUAAUUGAUGGGAAAUUUGUUGAUGCAGCAUCCGGGAAGACAUUUCCAGCCUUUGAUCCGCGGACAGGGGAAGUCAUUGCCAAUGUAGCCGAAGGUGACGCAGAGGAUAUAAAUCGUGCAGUUUCUGCUGCUCGCAAGGCUUUUGAUGAAGGCCCGUGGCCUAAAAUGACUGCUUAUGAGCGGUCGUGUGUCUUGCUGAGAUUUGCUGAUUUGGUGGAGAAACACAACGAUGAGCUUGCAGCCCUUGAGUCAUGGAACAAUGGGAAGACUUAUGAGCAGGCUGCGAAAAGUGAAGUACCAAUGCUUGCACGUCUAUUUCGCUAUUAUGCUGGUUGGGCAGAUAAGAUCCAUGGUCUAACGGUUCCAGCCGAUGGACCUUACCAUGUGCAAACUUUGCAUGAACCAAUUGGCGUUGCCGGUCAGAUCAUUCCAUGGAACUUUCCUCUUCUUAUGUUUGCAUGGAAAGUUGGGCCUGCCCUUGCUUGCGGCAACACCAUCGUUCUGAAAUCUGCAGAACAAACUCCAUUGACCGCUCUUUAUGCUGCAAAAUUGCUCCUCGAGGCUGGUCUUCCUCCUGGUGUUCUUAAUGUAGUUUCAGGCUUUGGUCCUACUGCUGGUGCAGCUCUUGCUAGCCAUAUGGAUGUUGAUAAGAUUGCUUUUACAGGAUCAACAGAAACUGGUAAAAUUGUGCAAGAAUUGGCUGCAAAAAGCAAUCUUAAGGCAGUGACUUUAGAGCUUGGAGGGAAAUCGCCUUUUAUCGUGUGCGAGGAUGCUGACAUAGAUAAGGCUGUUGAACUAGCACACUUUGCUCUCUUCUUCAAUCAAGGCCAAUGUUGUUGCGCUGGUUCUCGUACAUUUGUUCAUGAGCGGGUACAUGAAGAGUUCUUGGAGAAAUCAAAAGCCCGUGCUCUAAGACGCACCGUUGGUGAUCCUUUCCAGAAGGGCAUUGAACAAGGCCCUCAGAUCGACUCGGAGCAAUUUGAGAAGAUUCUACGAUACAUAAAAUCUGGGGUUGAAAGCAAUGCUACCCUUGAAUGCGGAGGUGACAGAUUCGGCUCCAAAGGUUUCUACGUCCAACCAACUGUUUUCUCCAAUGUUAAGGAUGACAUGCUGAUAGCAAAAGAUGAGAUCUUUGGUCCUGUUCAGUCCAUCCUGAAAUUCAAGGAGAUUGACGAGGUGAUAAAGAGGGCUAACGCGACACGAUAUGGGCUUGCAGCCGGUGUGUUCACGCAAAACCUCGAUACGGCUAACCGAUUGAGCCGGGCAUUGAGGGCUGGGACAGUUUGGGUGAAUUGCUUUGAUGUUUUUGAUGCUGCAAUUCCUUUUGGAGGGUAUAAGAUGAGUGGUAUUGGAAGAGAGAAGGGUAUUUACAGCCUUCACAAUUACUUACAGGUGAAGGCUGUCGUUACCGCUCUCAAAAAUCCAGCAUGGUUGUAAUUAUCUCUCUUUACUCCUCAAGCACCAAUGAGAACAAGAAUAACAUAUUCCCACUUUACCCUUUUCUUAUAAGAUAUCAUUUAGUCCCAUAC